Kwoniella shivajii is the source of this 765-nucleotide messenger RNA. RefSeq lists its product as uncharacterized. Gene Ontology annotation, molecular function: oxidoreductase activity. The record is from RefSeq and is a predicted model, not a curated record. The coding region runs from base 1 to 765 and encodes 254 amino acids. The transcript is spliced from 4 exons. Gene Ontology annotation, cellular component: cytoplasm. Lineage: Eukaryota; Fungi; Basidiomycota; Tremellomycetes; Tremellales; Cryptococcaceae.
AUGUCAGGGACCGAUUCAUCAGGAGUCAAAAAGACUGUAUGGAUGGAGAGAGAUGAUCUUCUGUCUCAAUCGCCGUCGUACCCACAACUUACCCAAGACACCAAGACUGAUGUACUUGUUGUUGGAGGUGGGAUCGCCGGAUUACAUAUCACAUAUGAGCUGCUCAACUCGGGUAUGAAAAAGGUCAUAUUAGUGGAAGACGGAAAAAUCGGAUCAGGAGAAACUGGUCGUACUACCGGUCAUUUAUCUGCAGACAACGAGUACAAUGAAUUUAUGGGUUUACAUGGCGCUGAGGGAACCGCUCAAAUCGCCGCUGCCCAGCAGGCAGCCAUUGAACGAAUUGCUUCUAUCGUUGACAAACAUCAGAUUGACUGUGAUUUCGUCAGAGUUCCAGGAUACAUGUUCCACGGUCUUCCUACAUCCUCGUCUGAGUUCCGAGUCGACACUUUGGAAGAACUAUAUGAAGCUGCAGAGAAGACAGGAAAGCUGGAUGUCAGCAUAGUCAAUGACGCUUUUAUCAAAGGCUUCAAGAGCGGACCAGCUGUCAAGUUCGGCAAUCAAGCCACUUUCCAUCCCACAAAAUACAUUCAAGCUUUGGCUAAAGUGAUCUCUGAUAUGGGAGGUGAGAUUUACGAGAAAACUCGGUACAUGAAGCACUCUGAGGAGAAUGGCAGAGUAACGGCUAGUUUGGAGAACGAAAAGAAGAUUCAGGCGGAGUCAUUGGUCAUGGCUACCAAUGUCCCCUUACAAAAGGUGAGUCUUUAG